CACGGCUCCAUCGACAAAAAAAUUGUUUACUGUUUCAAAAGGAAUUAUUUUUGAAAAUUCUCGCAACUAUCUUGCUGUUGAGCAUUUCUCUGGUGCUAUAACUACACAAUGAGUAGCACCUAUUUAAACGUAGAAUUUUUGAACGAUAGUAAUGAUUCCGCGGGACCUGAAGGAUCUGAAAAUAAACAAACCGAAUAUGCGGAAGCGUGCCUGGGAUCAUUCAAGGCAUUCAGCAAUGUUUCUGAUCCUCUGUGUAGCCGUUUGGCUGAUCCUUUGGAGCUUGAAAGUAGCCGAUUCGAUCUAAACCAAAACCAAAUUGAUAUGGACCUCGGUAUGAACGAAAUGAUCCCGGACGCAUCAGCUCUUAACAAUACUCCUGACGACGAGUCUUUCGCUGCUAAUUUGACCGAAAGUGUGUUUUGGUUUAAAGCGGAUUUUUGUCGGAAAUUCUUUCGAAGUCAAUUACGUCCGAAACAGAUCACUUCAGAAGAUGUCGCAGGAAAUUCGGUGGAAAGUGUUCUUCGCUGCAUCUGGAACACUGCAAAACAUCAGAUCAAUAGGAAGGUAAUCUUUAUCGAUGAAACACCUGCCUGGAGUGAAGAGCAACAAUCUGAAUUUGAAGACAUCGAUCAGUUCUUAAUGCUGCAGGAUCAAACCAAGAAAAAGCUCUACUCGGUGGCAAGCAUCACACCCAGAUUGCUUCGAUCGUGGCGAGGUCGAAAUAUAAAUGUUUUUAUCUACGUGUACUCACUAAAUGUUGAGUCAAAUUUGCAGUACCAAAAGUUGCAACGAACACUGAUUUCUCCUCAAAAUCCUGAUAGAUCCGGAGCGCAGUCAACACGUGACGAUGCAGCAUUAGCAGAAGAAUUGCGUUCCAAUCAUUCAGACAUUGAGGGCCACUACAGCUCAUGGUUGCUCUGGGCGAACUUCAUCAAUUCGGCACCAGCACACGAGAAAGAGCAGCUGAAACAGUGCAGUUCACCGCCAUUGGAGCUGGCAAAAUAUUUCCGGUGGGUGGCUGUGUCUGAACCAGCAAGAUUACAGGCUGUGCAUCGUGGGAUGGUUGUGGCUAAUGUUGUCAACGGGGGUUGGACGAGAGAAGUGGUGGAACUAGAGAAGGAUGUUUCACUUGCUUUAAACAUUCUACAAGGAGUCUCCAACAGACUAAAUGCGAUGAAACUGAAAGGAGCUGCUGAAUCAGGACUACUCGGUGCUAUGGAGUCUGCUGUACAACCUGAAGAGUCGCCAUUAGGCCGGAGUCUGUCGUCUAGGGUGAUCGAUUGCCAAGACAUCGACCAUGCGUAG
Molecule: messenger RNA, 1305 nt
Organism: Wyeomyia smithii (pitcher-plant mosquito)
Lineage: Eukaryota; Metazoa; Arthropoda; Insecta; Diptera; Culicidae
Exons: 2
Coding region: 109-1305 (398 amino acids)
Source: RefSeq, a predicted model, not a curated record